CAGCGCCAGUGCAUCUGAGAGCCUCCUUGAUCGCCUGUGUCUUGAGCUGCCAAUCCUCUCUGUACGUCUCAGAUUGAGAUUUCACAGCCAGUUGAAGUCUCCAGAAGCCUUCGCCACCAUCACCCCGCCACCUCUCACUUUCUCUGGAGCUCGGCUCGGUUAUUCUUAGCUCAGCUGCGAGAGACUGUCCUUCCGGUCCCUCUCUUAUUUAUCCCAGUUUCUUGAAUAUUUAAUGGAAAAUGGCGAUCUGCACUCAGUCGUACGGUAUCUUCUGUCUCUUCUCAAUCCAAACUGUCCUUAUCAUAUGCGUCUCCACGCCGACCACCGGGACCCACCUCUUCCCUCAGCACUACACGAUGAUGCACUGGGCCGGGCGCAUUGAGAAGGAGCUGGAAAAGGUUCUGCAGCACGUCACCGGAACACAGCAGAUGAGAUUUAUUUAUAAUGAGAAGAAGAGCCAGUUUGAAAUCAAGAGAAACAACCCCAAGGACCUGGUGGAGAGAGUGGCACGAGACAUCUCCAAAUUGCUCAACAGUAAAAGGAAAGCUCUGGAGAAACUGGCCCGGGAGGCGGAGCAGCUUCAGAAGGAGCAUGUAUGGCAGGACGGUGUGAAGGAGAGUGACAUUUCAUACUACGAUUCGAAAGCGGAUUCGGACUAUACUGAAGAUGGAGAUGAGGAGAACCUGCUGGAGAACCCAUUCUCUCUGGAGCUGGAGUUCAUGGAUGAUGCCAACUUCAAAAACAAGGUCAACUACUCCUCCAGUGCCGUGCAGAUUCCCACGGACAUAUACAAAGGCUCCCCAGUCAUCUUAAACGAGCUGAACUGGACCCAGGCGCUGGAGAGGGUCUUCAUCGAUAACCGUCGUGAGGACAGCUCCCUGCGCUGGCAGGUGUUUGGCAGUGCCACAGGAGUGACAAGAUACUACCCAGCCACUCCAUGGAGGGCACCCAACAAGAUUGACCUGUAUGACGUCCGUAGAAGACCAUGGUACAUCCAAGGAGCGUCAUCUCCAAAGGAUAUGGUCAUCAUCGUGGAUGUGAGUGGAAGUGUCAGUGGACUCACCCUGAAGCUGAUGAAGACCUCAGUCGUAGAGAUGCUGGACACGCUGUCAGAUGAUGACUAUGUGAAUGUGGCCAGGUUCAAUGAGAAAGCGGAUGCUGUCGUUCCUUGCUUCAAGACCUUGGUCCAAGCCAACGUUCGCAACAAGAAGAUCUUCAAGGAGGCGGUCCAGCAUAUGCAAGCCAAAGGAACCACAGAUUACAAGUCUGGCUUCACGUUUGCCUUUGAACAGCUCCUAAAUGAGAGCAGUGCCCCGAGGGCCAACUGCAAUAAGAUGAUAAUGAUGUUUACAGAUGGUGGGGAGGAUCGUGCACAGGACAUCUUUGAGAAGUACAACUGGCCCAACAAAACGGUCCGUGUGUUCACCUUCUCUGUUGGCCAGCACAACUACGAUGUUACCCCUUUGCAGUGGAUAGCUUGUGCCAAUAAAGGUUACUACUUUGAAAUCCCAUCGAUUGGCGCCAUCAGAAUCAACACCCAGGAGUAUCUGGAUGUCCUGGGUCGUCCCAUGGUGCUGGCUGGGCCUAGAGCCAAGCAGGUCCAGUGGACAAAUGUCUACCAAGACGCUCUGGGUUUGGGUCUCGUCAUCACUGGGACAAUGCCAGUCUUCAACCUCACUGCUGAUGGGGGCAACUCUCAGAACCAGCUCAUCCUUGGAGUCAUGGGAGUGGAUAUUGCAAUCAGCGAAAUCAAAAAGAAGACACCGACGUAUAGACUUGGAGCCAAUGGUUACACCUUUGCCAUUGACCCAAAUGGUUAUGUGCUGCUGCAUCCCAACCUACAGCCUAAGAUCAUUAACUUCAGGGAGCCCGUCACUCUGGACUUUCUGGACGCAGAGCUGGAGGACAGCAACAAGGAGGAGAUCCGUCGACAGAUGAUUGAUGGCAAACCAGGGCAAAGGAAAAUCAAGACGCUCAUUAAGUCAGUUGAUGAGAGGUACAUCGACGAGGCCAUCCGCACAUACACGUGGACACCUGUGGAGGGCACCGACUACAGUCUAGGUUUGGUACUGCCCACAUACAGUGAGAACCACAUCAAGGCCAACCUGAGCGACCAGAUCCUUCAGGUGCAGUAUUUUGAAUCACUGCUGCCAAACAGUUUUGAGUCCGAAGGACAUGUAUUCAUAGCUCCCAGGGAAUACUGCAAUGAUCUGGAACUGUCCAACAACAACACCGAGUUCCUGCUGAACUUCAUUGCUCUCAUGGAGAAGGUGACACCUGACUCCAAACAAUGUGACAAUCUGCUCCUUCACAACUUGAUUCUGGACACUGGCAUCAUCAGACAACUGGUGGAGAAAGUGUGGAAGAAUAAAGACUUGAAUACGUACGGCUUUCUGGCUGUGUUUGCUGCAACAGAUGGAGGUAUCACAAGAGUGUUUCCCAACAAGGCUGCAGAGACCUGGGAGGAAGACCCUGAGCCGUUUAAUGCCAGCUAUUACCGCCGCAGUCUGGACAACAAAGGCUACAUUUUUCGAGCGCCUUAUCGAACAGCUAGAGACGAGCUGCUGAACCCGGAGAAUGACACCAUAGGGAUCCUGGUUAGCACCGCUGUGGAGAUCACAGUGGGAGGGAAGACCAUCAAACCAGCAGUGGUUGGAGUGAAACUAGACCUUGAAGCCUGGGUGGACAAGUUCAAGAUUCUCGCAAGCAACCAUACAGACAACCGUCAAGGCUCAAACACGUGUGGACCAAACAGUGGCUGUGAGAUGGACUGCGAAGCUAACAGCGAUGAUCUUCUGUGCUAUUUGAUAGAUGACGGUGGAUUCCUAAUCAUGUCCAAUCAGAAAGACGACUGGAACAAGGUGGGCAUGUUCUUCAGCGACGUGGACCCCUACCUGAUGUACGCUCUCUACAACAACUCCUUCUACAACCGCAAGCAGUCGUUUGACUACCAGUCUGUGUGUGAACGUGUGCCGAACAGCGAAGCGGGCGCCGCACCCAGAGGAGUGUUUGUGCCCACCAUUGCAGACUUUGUAAAUCUGGCUUGGUGGACAUCAGCAGCUGCAUGGUCCUUGUUCCAGCAGCUCAUAUAUGGAAUGGCUUAUCACAGUUGGUUCAUCACAGAUGAAGUGGAUGCAGAGGGUUUCGACUCCAAAGAGAGGAGUUGUGUGAUGAUACAAACCCAGUACUACUUCAGUAACAUCAGCAGCUCCUACAACAUGCUGCAAGAUUGCGGCAACUGCUCCAGGCUGAUUCAUGCCAAGAGGAUAAACAACACCAACUUGCUGUUUGUGGUGGCAGAGAAGAUACCCUGCAACACCUGCGAGAUAGAGAAGCUGUCCCAGGAGGAGGAGGAGUUCAAGGAAGAUAAUCCUUGUGAAGAAAUGAAUGUGGCGCGCUAUCGAAAAGGACCCUCCACCUGUUUUGACAACAACCACACUGAGAACACGUCAGACUGCGGACGGGGCCACUCCUUCCGGCCCUCCCUCUACACCGUACUGGCCCUUCAGCUGGUUCUACUCUAUCCCGUCGCCAGCCCCUAUCUUCUGUCUCUACUACAUUAACUCCAUUUCCUCCACUUAUCCCAGCCGUUUAGCCCCGCCCACCCCAAGCUUCUUACUCAUCCAAACCCUCCUCCUCCUCCUCCUCCUCUUCUUCUUCGCCCCUAUGCCCUACUCCUGAUAUAGUCAUAGGUAAUAAUGGGACUUCCCAUCGCGUCAAGUCGGAAGCCCUGAGUACCGCGCUACCCAGCUCGCUUCAGUUCUUGUUGCUUAGCGACAGCUGCGGGACGAUCCUGUCCUCAGCCAGUUACCCUCAUCUACAUGAAGAGUGGGUGGUGCCGGACCACCUGGAUCAUCAGAGGCCAUGUCAGAAGAGAGAAGAAAAAAAAUAAAUAAAAACCCCACGACCUCCGCCGCCGCCGCCGCCUCCACCAUCACCGGGAGGGAGGGAACAGGACGGGUUGAUUUCCCUGUCCCAGACCUCCUGCCACAUCCGGACUGGAGAGUUUAGGCUGUCUGUCCACCUUUGCCUCUGUUUGUCAGACAGAUGGCGGGACUUGGCAUCCCUCGCUCUCUCCCUCAUCUCAGAGUCUCACCACUCUGUCAUUCGCCUCUCAUAAGGGGCUAUGGACCAUUCAGCCAGUUAUAGCCACCAUAAAAAAAAAAAAUACAUAAAAGAAAAAAAUAACUUUCAGCUAUACAAAAUGUCAAGUAUAAACUGCUGAAGUGAUGAGUAUUCCAAACAUAUAUUUAGGUUGAAAAGGAAGUUGUUAGGUGUUAACUAAAAAAAAAAAAAAAUACAUGAAUUAAUUUAUGCACUAUAUCUACUUCUUGCCAAAAUGAGAUAGACUUUCAUGUGGUCUUAUUUUUAUAGCCAAAUUAGCAAGAGGAAAAAAGGCUUCUGAUUAAGAAUUAGGAUAAACUGCGGGAGGAGGAGACAGAAACUGAAUGCUGAUUUAUCUUGUACAGCUCUCGUGUCCCAAAUUUAAUUACAGGUUCAUGCCUUUCAGAAGACGGCCCAUUGAGAUUAUUGCCGUUCUGUGAUGGUAAUCUCAAUUUCAUCCAGUAUUUUUUUUUCUGGUAUUUGUUUCUUAAAGGUUACCGUGAUCUGGCCCACUCACCAGUGUAGGAUAAUGGAGCAUGUGUGAGAGCUGCUGUAAAAUAUGAAUCAGCACUCGGUUGCUGCUCAUUUGGUCAGAAGCAUCGUUGCUGUCGUGUAGUAUUCUCCUUUAUGAUCAACAGACCAUUCAGACCUCUGGUUUGGACUGAUGUAUAAACACUUGUGCUCUCUGAUGCGAAAACUCACCUCUGCCAAUCCUCAUGAGGCUUCUCCAGUAACCUCUACUAAUGUUCCUAAUCACUUAUUUGUAUGUGCUUUACUUCUGUAUACACAACAGACAUACCGAUAUCUCUGCCUCAUGACCGUCUCAUAGUAGUUCCAGGUGGGUUUUUGGCAAAUUCUUUAAGCUUGUAUUACCUUUGACUGAUGCUGUUCAAACUUCAGACCAUUCGCUGCUGGGGGAUAGGGGCUUAUCAACAUUUCGAACAAAACAGAAGUGCAGAAGAGGCCACUAAAUAUGGUGAUCACAUUGCAGUCUGGUUGUAAUCUGUUACAGUACAUGUUAUUUUGGUCAAUAUGAUGUGAAAUGUCAUUUAGACUCCCAUGUUUAGGAGCCACUCUCUGUUUCAUAGUGCCUUGAUGCACUUUGUUUUGGAAUGCAUUGGCUGUGUACAGUAGAGCUACUGUAUAGUACCUUUAUAGAGCAGCCAUCUUGUAGGCUUUGGAUAAUGCAGGAUCCUGAUAAAAGUCAGCUUAUUGGCUAUAGAGAUAGCUUUAUACAGAGCCGCCCUGCUGGCUCUCGCUUAAUGUAGUCACCCACAUGGCUGUGGUCACUGUACCCUUCCAGAGCUACCUGACUGCCAUCAUAUGGAGUUACUAUACCGUUCCUUUACAAAGCCAUGUAUAGAGCUAUGAUACACUAUAAGUAUAAAGCAACUUAACUGGCCAUAGAACGUUUAUAGGGCCACCUGACUGCUAUAAUUGCGUUUCUGCCUGAAUUGUAUGUGCGUUUGUUUGUGUUCGUGCGUGGAUGUGUGUGUUCAUUUGAGUUACACCCUCAGAGGGAAUGUCUUUUAAACGAGUGGAGUGUGUGAGGAAUGGCAGUUGUGGUAGCACCGCUGUUUUCUUGUUCCUGUGUUGCAAUGGACAAAAUGUAAUUCAACAUCGUUGUGCGGGGAGGAGAAAAAAAAAAGGUAUUUUACAGAUACAACACAAACAACAACAACAACAACAACAAAAUCAAGUCCAUCUUUAAUGAUCAGUCUGCGUAAAUAUUAUCCUGUGGGAGCAGUGCGGCCCCUGUGAUUCAGAGGUGUCUGAAAGAAUGUUUAGUAUGUCAGUGUUUUCUGUUUCAAAGGCAACAUAGUUACAAAGCCUCUCUAAAUGCCUUAGUGUUAUACAGUAUGGAGCUCUGAUUCAUUUUUCCUUCAUAUACACUGUACUAUCACUCUCUCUCUUACACGUAACACAUACACACACACAAAUGGAUCCUCCAAAAUAUUCCGCCCCCUGGGUUUUUUUUUUUUUUAUGUUCUGGAGAAAGCAUAGUGAGCUCUAGUUUUGUAUUUUACAUCUUGGAAUGAUAGUUCCUGAUUGAUGCCUGUUUGAUUAAUGCUUGAAGUGGUGGGCGUUUUAAAUUUCAAAAGCCUCCAAUCUUGAUUUUCACCCACCCGACCUCAUUGUAUUACUCAGGUGGGCGAAGUUACACGACAAUUUGAACCUUAAAUUACACCGUCUGUACAGAAUCCUUGAUACUAUUUGAUAAGACAAACAUGCUGGCAUAGUAACUGCAGCACAGCUCCCCCCUUCAAAAACAAAACAAA
This is a messenger RNA of Myripristis murdjan (pinecone soldierfish), 6383 nucleotides long. RefSeq names its product calcium channel, voltage-dependent, alpha 2/delta subunit 2a (gene cacna2d2a). The coding region runs from base 240 to 3563 and encodes 1107 amino acids. Gene Ontology annotation, molecular function: voltage-gated calcium channel activity. The record is from RefSeq and is a predicted model, not a curated record. Lineage: Eukaryota; Metazoa; Chordata; Actinopteri; Holocentriformes; Holocentridae. Gene Ontology annotation, cellular component: voltage-gated calcium channel complex. The transcript has 38 exons.